GCUUCAAGAAGUUGCGCAGUGAAGUGGAGAAAUGUCUUUUGCUCCAAAAAGUGCUCUGGUUACCGGUGGAAGUGGAGGCAUUGGAUCUGCAAUCGUUGAGGAACUCCUCAAAAAUGGGAUUAAGAUUCUCGCCGUUCUGGAUAUCAGUCCAGAGGAACCAUCCAUUGUCCAGGAGUGGAGGAAGAAAUUCCCCGGAGUCACUGUGAAGUAUUAUCGAGUGGAUGUGACUUCGCAGGAGGAAUUGGAGAAAUGCUAUGCAGAAUUCGUGAAAGAGGCCAAGAACUUGGACGUUGUGGUGAAUUGCGCGGGGAUCUUCAAUGAGAACAUCGCCAAAAGAGUGGUGGAUGUGAAUUUGGGUGGAGUUAUUCUGUCAACCAUCGUCGCUAUUGAGCAUAUGAGAGCGAACGGGAAAGGCAAAGGUGGAGUUAUUCUCAAUAUUGCCUCAAUUGCUGGUCUUGAGCCAUUCGGCAUGGCGCCGACUUAUUGUGCCACGAAACACGGCGUUAUUGCCUUCACUCGAGCCAUGGAUCACAAGCGUGACUUUCUGGGCAUCAGAUUCCUCAGCCUCUGUCCGGGAACCACUGACACGGAUUUGUACAAUAAUUGCUUCAAAUUGGCAUUCAUGCCGACAAAAGGGCUGGAAGACACUGUCAGAAGUCUUCUCGUUUUGCAGACUUGCGAGGACGUUGGCAAAGCGGCGCUGAAGUACAUUCAGGAGGGAAAGUCCGGAAGUGUGUGGGUUAUCGAUAGUGGCAAAAUCAUGGAAUGUCCUGUUAAAGACAUCAGACUUUAAGUCUUCACAGUCAGCCUUAAAAGUGUUUCAGGGGAUUAAUACAUCAUCGAUACAUUUGUCAUCAUUGUCUCUCCGAAGUACAAUAAAAGCACAACUAUUAGGUUGGCGGAAGGAAGAAGCAAACAUAUAACAGGCAAUAAAAGCUUCAAGCUUUUUCUCACUGAACUUUUCACUCACUUGAAUUGUGCCACCUUCUCAUGUUGCGCUCACGCUCAAGUGUUUUUGCUGGCGGUGUGUUUUGUGUUGGAAACAAGACCACAAUAAUGUUGGGUGUAAUAUAUAGUUGCAGCCUCAUAAACUAUGAUUGAUUAUGAACUUGUGCCGUUGACACUUUUGAAAAAUGACCAACAGCAACCAGAGGGCAAAUAUUUGUUGAAUUCUGGGCGAAUAUGCCAUGGAGAGAUGAGUUUUUGGGGCCAUGGGAGAAUGGCAUCGCACAAUGUUGAUGAUAGUGUUUGAGAGAGUGAAAAAUUUUCAUACAUACAAAACACACACGCAUUUCGAGGACGCGUGCAAAAAAUUAGCCCCAAAAUUCACCAUCGCGAUGCCAUAAUGACAGAUUUGAAGCACACAAUAAUGCGGGGGUAAUUAAAAUUUUUCCAGCCCUCUUCACACACACACGCACGCCCAAAAUGCACUGUAAUCAAACAUAUUGCAUUAAAACACAUUAUUACCAUUCACCCUGAGUCACCAUCAUUGCAAAUAACCGCGCACACUAAAAUGCGAAAAUUUAAAGAGUAAAGAGGACGUCAGUGGAUAUAAAUGACAGGGCCUGUGUAGCUUUUAUUAUUUUCAGUUUUAAUUAAAUUUCUACUCCAUGUUAUAAUCAAGUAUCAAUAUACUGACAAUAAUUGCAAAACUCAUUCCCAAUUUCAAACUCAAUUGCAUUUAUUAACAAAUAUUCAUCCGCUUUCAGCGCUGUAUUUUUCAUACUCCGCACACAAUCCACUUAUGUGCACACAUACAUAAUACAUAUGUAUGUCCUGAGGAGGAGUAAAAUAUAUAGUUUAUGGCUUGUGGCGGAGGCUAAAUUAUGAAGAAGAAGAAGAAGAUAGAGGAUGAAAUUGUGAAACAGUAAAAGUGGCCAAUAAAACGAAAUAUUCAUCAUCAUUGAAAUUGCCAUCAAAUUUUAUUGCCUGCGACAAAUGUUGGAGAAUUUUGCAUGUGUU
Phlebotomus argentipes is the source of this 1962-nucleotide messenger RNA. Its product is annotated as alcohol dehydrogenase 1-like. The coding region runs from base 32 to 793 and encodes 253 amino acids. Lineage: Eukaryota; Metazoa; Arthropoda; Insecta; Diptera; Psychodidae. The transcript has 2 exons. The record is from RefSeq and is a predicted model, not a curated record. Gene Ontology annotation, cellular component: cytoplasm. Gene Ontology annotation, molecular function: oxidoreductase activity, acting on the CH-OH group of donors, NAD or NADP as acceptor.